Messenger RNA from Hypoxylon fragiforme, 4124 nucleotides. RefSeq lists its product as uncharacterized. The record is from RefSeq and is a predicted model, not a curated record. Gene Ontology annotation, cellular component: nucleus. NCBI's taxonomy places the organism in Eukaryota, Fungi, Ascomycota, Sordariomycetes, Xylariales, Hypoxylaceae. Bases 349 to 3612 code for a protein of 1087 amino acids. Gene Ontology annotation, biological process: mRNA 3'-end processing. The transcript has 4 exons. Gene Ontology annotation, molecular function: mRNA binding; protein binding.
CUCCAGACUGGUUAGAACCUUUCUUUAACAACUUCUUUCAUUGUCCUCGACCAGAUCACUCCCAUUCAUGUGCACCUACGUGAAUGCCGAUUGACAACAUCUUAACUCUUGGGACGGCUUGCAUUAUCGUACUUGAUACGAUACUAAUUACUUAUCUUCUAGUCGCCUUCACUACCCGAUAUCCCUUCCCAUCCUCAAUUAAAUCUCUGCUAAUGACCUUCGCUGCGACCUUUGCGACUCCCCCCACGACUCUCUUUACUCACACUACCUUGCGCGAUCAUCUAUAAUACCUCCGACAACUCAGCCAUCAACUCGACAUCCAUUUCCAUCUAGCGCACUUCCCACACUAUGGCUACCGACGAUUCGGGCGACGUGUUUGCCCAGCAGGGCGGCCCUCCCGCAUGGAGCGGCGCAGAUGGUUGGAAUGGUAUUGCUACUGACUCUGCUUCUGAGAAUCAAACAUCACAUACUGAGAAUAGCGAUCAACAAAAGCAAGAAUCUUCUGUUUCUAUUGAACAAGCUCCAUCUGCUGGUGAUGACUCCAAUGAUGAAGACGGUGGAGAAUAUGAUCCAGAAUCCGUUACUAUUCCUGUUGCACCGGCGCCUAUUGUAGAGCGUCCUGCUUCUGAUUCCCCGCGCCCUUCCAAGAAGCCCAAGACUGCAGGUGGUUUUAUUGUCAAUUCCUCUGACGAGGAGGAUGAUGAUGUCCCCGCCCCCGCCCCCAAUUAUCCCCCAGUUGCUCUGAAACCUGUUCCAUCGGAGGCGCAAGCCCAACCGUUCACUCACUCACCUAUACAACAGCUCCAGCAAACUUCUGUCUCGCAAGAUAUGGCUAACUAUGCUCCUGCUCAAGUGAGCAGUGAUCCUGCACCAAAGUCAUCUUCUAAUCCCGCAAGUGCUGCUGCUGCGACACGUUCAAGGUUACCUGCUGAUACCGUUGGUAUCCUCGAGGACCGUAUUACCGAAGAUCCCCGCGGAGACCUCGAGGCUUGGUUAGCUCUGAUUGAUGAGCAGAAGAAAAGACACAAGAUAGACGAGACGCGAUCUGUCUAUGAACGCUUUUUAACUGUGUUCCCACAAGCUGCGGAGAUUUGGGCCACAUACAUUGACAUGGAGCUUAGCCUUGACAACACCAAGGAAGCCGAGUCGAUUUUCACCCGAACCCUACGAGCGAUUCCUCAUGUUCAACUUUGGACAACGUACCUCAACUACAUUCGCCGCAGAAAUGACCUGAACGACCCCACUGGUCGAGCACGACAAACCGUCAGCCAAUCCUAUGAAUUCGUUCUCAGCUCCAUUGGCCAAGACCGAGACGCAGGAAACAUCUGGCAAGAUUAUAUACAGUUUCUCAAGGCUGGCCCUGGCCAGAUUGGCGGUGCUGGUUGGCAAGACCAACAGAAGAUGGAUCUUCUUCGAAAAGCGUACCAACGGGCUAUCUCUAUUCCCAUGGCAAAUCUGAACUUGUUGUGGAAGGAGUAUGACCAAUUUGAAAUGGGGUUGAAUAAGAUGACGGGUCGCAAAUUCCUUCAGGAACGGUCGCCAUCCUAUAUGACGGCUAGGAGUGCUAACACUCAUCUGGAGAACAUAACCCGUGGUCUUCAGCGAACGACUUUGCCCCGCCUACCUCCAGCUUCGGGCUUUGGGGGCAGCGAGGAAUACCAGGAGCAAGUCCGAUUGUGGAAAGCCUGGAUCGCCUGGGAGAAAAGCGACCCGCUUGUAUUGAAAAGUGACGAUCCGAAUACUUAUCAACAAAGAAUUCUUCACACAUACAAGCAAUCACUGAUGGCGUUACGCUUUUGGCCAGAGAUGUGGGUUGAUGCAGCUGAAUGGUGUUUUGAAUCCAAUAUCAUUAGUCCAGAAGGCCAGGACGUCGGUCUUCAAUUUCUUGUCGAGGGUAGUGAAGCUAACCCGGAGAGCUCUUUACUGGCUCUGAAGCAUGCUGACCGAAUCGAAUCAACCCAAGCCCCGCAUGAUGAUGACGUCGACAAAGCCGCUCUUGUACAAUCCAUCAGGGCACCUUGCGACCAGGUUCUCGAGACACUUUAUAACAUGAUUAAGAAACUGAAAGAUCGAGAAACCACGACUAUCGCAAGAUACGAAGAAGACGCUGCCCUCAAUUCUACGGCCACGGGUAACGAGGAUGGUGACGAAGAAGACGAGGGAGAGAUAAAUGAGAAACCCUCGGCAGAUGCUAUAAAUGUGAAGUCGAAGAUUAAAGCAGUGCAGGAUGGGUUUGCUGCCCAAAUCCAAAUGUUAUCACAACACAUAUCCUAUAUUUGGAUUGCCCUCGCACGCAUCUACCGGAGACUACAAGGACAAGGACAUGGCAAAAGCACUCCCCCAGUUGGCAUGCGAGGUUUAUUUAUUGAAGCUCGACAGAGAGGCCGACUUACUAGCGAUGUGUACCUUGAAAUCGCACAUAUGGAGUGGGAUGUAUAUCAGGAUGACGUGGCAACUAAAAUAUUCGAACGAGGUGCCAAGUUAUUCCCGGAACAAGAGCAUUUCAUCGUUGAAUAUCUCAAACAUCUUCACGUCAAGCGUGAUUUCACUAAUGCUCGGGUUGUCUUCUCCCAGACUGUUAAACGCUUCAAGGAGAAGUCAGAACUGACCCCCAAGUUGAAACCGAUCUAUGCCUACUUCCAUGGUUAUGAGGCCCAAUUCGGCGAACUGGCUCAGGUCAAAGAGCUUGAAAAGCAGAUGACUGAGCUAUUCCCUGAAGACACUAGUCUCGCACAUUUUGCGGCCAGAUUUUCGACAGAUAGAUUUAACCCUAUCACGGCCAGAGUUAUCGUCUCCCCUGCCAAACAGAUGCGACCUAAGAUUAUGCAAUCUGUAGAACAAAUAUCCCUCUCGUCUCGAAGUACUCCUCGCCAAGUACCACAGAUAGAACGAAGCCCUUUGCCGCAGUUUGCACCACUUGUAAACUCACCCAAACGUCCCUUUCCGCAAGAGGAUCAGGAUGAUUAUCCACCUCGAAAGUUGGCUCGCGGUGUUUCGCCCUUGAAAGGUGCUGCAGGUCGACGCCUCGACCAACAACGACGGGCACAAGGCCAGGGCACAUCUUCGCAUACUGCUGGACCAUAUGCUCAUAUUCCCAGAGAUCUUCUCUUCCUCCUUGGUCUCAUUCCUACUAUGGAGAAUCUCGGUGGCUAUAACUUCAACAUGGAUCGCGUAGUUCGUUUGAUCCAGAACACUUUCAUUCCCCCUUACAGUGAAUGGAAAGCUCAGAAGGAUAUCGCAACGCGCAACACGGCCCAAUCACAUGCUCACACUCGACCAGCCUCGUCCGAGUAUCAGUCAUAUCCGCAUACCAACCGAGACUCACCAGGCCCUUCUGCCCGGCCAGCUAGUCCCUUCGCCGGAGCAAACCGUGGAAUUGGCCAGGCAUCAGCGCCCUAUCGCAACUCCCCACUCCGCCCUGGUUCAAGCGGAUCAUACGAGCCGCCUCCUGCUGUUUACCAAGCACCUGGAAUGACACAGUUCAAUCCCCUCGCGCAGAACUCCGCCCAAGGAAAUGCGGCCUUUGCUGCAUGGCAAAAUGGAGCUUAUGCGCCUCCCCAGUAUAAUACAGGGGCAACUCAACAUCCUCAGCAGUAUGGUGGCUUUUAUUAGCGCCGUACUCUACAUUUAUAAACUAUGUGGAUUCAACCUAACGACAAGGUCUUGUGGUACUCGCCCAAUACUGUUGCACACAGCAGCCGAUUGCUGUCUAGUUGAAUAUAGAACCACUAGUGGCGUUAUAAAGGAGGAAUCCCCCAUGCAUAGAAUGUCUUGUGACUGAUUGCAUCUCUGGAGUUUGGUUUUUAUUCGAUGAAAUGAGUGGUAUGCGUAAAUCGGAGGACGAGAACUACGCUCGGGUUCCCAUCAAAGUACUGUCCGAUCAAGAUUCAAUCCUAAGCUGGGUUCUAGGAGCCAUACUAUGAUGGAAAGCUAGGUAUGGGGAAAAUAUGUAUCAAUGUCUACGUAGGUAGUCGAUGAAUUUCACUUUGCACAUGAUGACAUUCUCCUAUUGCGUAUAUCUACCAUGUCAAUGCGGGCCCUUUACUCAUAUUGUCGAGCUUUGCUGAAAGAUCUAUGUAAAUACCAAAUAAGUUGAUCGAGAUAUUCUACCCAUCUCUCUUGCU